AUGGGACGCUUAAUGAAAUGCCUCUUGUUUGCUCUUAACCUGAGAGGGAACAGAGACCAACAGCAUUCUCACUGCCUGGCCCAACUAUCUAAGUUGAUCAUCUCAGCAGUGAAUAUAAAUUCAAUUGGCUCUUGUCAUCAAGUAUACCUCUCCUUUGUGAUAGCAUUGUGGACCAAUUUUGACCACGGCAAUCUUAUGAUAGAGGUAGAUAAAGGUGUGGGUGCUGAAGCAUCCGGCCCAGAUCAGCUGACUGGACAGCUGACGAGAACAGGUGUGGGUGUUGAAGCAUCCGGCCCAGAUCAGCUGACUGGACAGCUGACGAGAACAGCCUGGGUCCUCGGUCUCUUCAUCUGCAAGGCCGUCACCUACCUCCAGGGGGUCAGCGUCUCGGCCUCUAUCAACACCCUCGUGGCCAUUUCAGUGGACCGUGCCCUUGCUAUCUGCUACCCUAUGAAGUGUCAGAUCACCUCCCGCACCUGCCGUAGUAUCAUCGUCGUCAUCUGGGCGUUUUCACUGACCAUCACGCUGCCUUGGGCCAUCUUCUUCACGCUACACCCCAUCCCAGAUACAGAUAUCAUGGUUUGCACAGAGAAUUGGCCAGACAAACAAAGCGAGGGACUGUACUUUGUGCUGGCCAACCUUGUUAUGUGCUAUCUGCUUCCUCUCACUGUCAUUUCCAUCUGCUACAUUCUUAUUUGGAUGAAGGUGUGGCGUCGGAAGCUGCCCGGAGAGAGGCAGGAUGUGGGCGUGGCUAUGAUGAUGCAAAGGUGCAAGAUAAAAGUCAUCAAGAUGCUUCUGGUGGUCGUCAUCCUCUUUGCACUCUCUUGGCUCCCGCUUUACGUCAUCUUUGCCCGUCUUAAGCUGGGAUCAGAACCGUCGUUAACAGAGGAGCGAAUCAUUCACGUUCUGGCGCCGUUCGCUCAGUGGCUCGGAGCUUCGAACUCGUGCAUCAACCCAAUGCUGUACGCUUUCUUCAACGACAAGUUCCGAGCUGGCUUCAAGGCCAUUCUGGUGUCCCGUGCCUGUUGCUCUCCGCUACGCCUCGACACGCACUGCAAGAGCUUCACGUCCUCGAAGGCCCAGCAGAACCUGUGCUCCACCGAGUCGAAGGCCACGUCGGAAUUUUCUCUCUAUUCCAGCUCCUCGGGAUCGGGAGAACCUCGCCGGAAGUCUAUCAUGGUGCAGGUAAAAAUCACUGAGAAUGUUCUUUCAAAGGUUAAAAAGUAUGGGAUACAUUUUGAAGUAAACUCCCAAGCGACAGCUGUUGAGAGCUGGACGCGGGGAAUGUUUCAACAUGCACAUAGAAGGGUGCAGGUGAAGCCUUUGUACAAUAAUUGUAACCCAGAUUAUAUCACGUUACAUCGUUUGACCUCAAGGGAGAGUUGGUAG
Penaeus indicus is the source of this 1389-nucleotide messenger RNA. Its product is annotated as neuropeptide SIFamide receptor-like. Bases 1 to 1389 code for a protein of 462 amino acids. NCBI's taxonomy places the organism in Eukaryota, Metazoa, Arthropoda, Malacostraca, Decapoda, Penaeidae. The transcript is spliced from 11 exons. Gene Ontology annotation, molecular function: G protein-coupled receptor activity; peptide binding. Gene Ontology annotation, cellular component: plasma membrane. The record is from RefSeq and is a predicted model, not a curated record. Gene Ontology annotation, biological process: cellular response to hormone stimulus; G protein-coupled receptor signaling pathway.